Messenger RNA from Eremothecium sinecaudum, 114 nucleotides. RefSeq names its product HBR546Wp. The record is from RefSeq and is a predicted model, not a curated record. Gene Ontology annotation, molecular function: mating pheromone activity. Lineage: Eukaryota; Fungi; Ascomycota; Saccharomycetes; Saccharomycetales; Saccharomycetaceae. Bases 1 to 114 code for a protein of 37 amino acids. The transcript has a single exon.
AUGCAACCAUCCACUGUUACCACUACUAACGCCUCUCAAAAGAACAACUCAGAAAACGCUGACAACUGGAUUAAGAAAGGCUUCGGCUGGACUCCACACUGUGUUAUUGUUUGA